AUGGUAACAACGACCUCCAUGGCGACUCGCAGCUCGCUCGAGCUCAUGCUCGAUAAACUGCAGCAGCUGGAGGAGCAGCCGCCCGACACUCUGCCGCCGCUCCCCGCUAGGGCCCGGAGAGCCCGGCCGCCGCGGCCGCCGGGCAGGCAUUCGCAAAGAAAUGGAAUUGCAGCUGCGUCUCACCAUUUUCUGGAAAAGAAGCUAGAAUUUGGGGAAUUGAAAGAAGGAGCAGAGAGAGGAGUGUGCAAGAUCCAGAAAUGCUACCGCGGUUACCGUGUUCGUUGCUGCUAUUGGGAGCUGAAAAGGGGAGUGAUCGCCCUGCAAUCGUUUAUUCGAGGCCAAAACGCUAGAAGGGGAUACGAACAAAGAUGCAGAAUUCUUAGUGCUAUUAUCACAAUACAGAAACAAGGCAGAAAGUAUCUCGAGCUUCGCUCUGCCAGUCUGAAUCCGAAUCAAAUGAAACGGCGGCAGCUAGAAGCGGAGAAAACCAAGGAUCAAACUCGAAUUCCGCACACAUCUCUGGUUGAUCUUCAGAAGCGAGUAGUGAGAACAGAGGCCAAGCUCAGGGCGAAGAAUGAGGAAAACGCCGCGUUGAAGAGGAGACUGUUGGAAAUUGAGAAGAAAUGGCAGCAGCGCGAGGAGAGGAUGGCGUCAAUGGAGAAGGAGUGGCAAGAUCAAUUAACAUACAUACAAGAAUGCUUAGCUGCCACAGCUAAGAAGAAUCAAUCGCCUCAAAUCCGAUUUUCCAAUCGAUUCCAAAAUCCAGAAAACGGAAGGGGUUUGCAUAUUCCGAUGAAAUCCAAUAAUAAUGAGGUGGAUGAAGACGAUGAAGUUGGAGAGGAGCGAGUGUGCCUCAAAGUCCGCCCUCGCGAGGAGCUUCAGAAACUGAGUGUAAGAUUUAAGGAAUGGAAGAAAGAGUACAAGAAUAAGCUAAGGAAUGCACAAUCAACCUUCAAGAAGACUUCAAAGAGCCACAAGAAUUGGUGGGGAAGAUUAUCCAACUAAUUAACUCGAUCAUCAUUUAAAUGUGCCAACAAGUCUCCCUAUUCUUUCUCCCACUCCUCUAUGCUUGCACAAUUGUAAACAUGUUGAAUACCAAACAUUAUUUGAAAUAGAAGAUCUCUUCUAGUUU
Messenger RNA from Salvia hispanica, 1132 nucleotides. Its product is annotated as myosin-4-like. Gene Ontology annotation, molecular function: protein binding. The record is from RefSeq and is a predicted model, not a curated record. Lineage: Eukaryota; Viridiplantae; Streptophyta; Magnoliopsida; Lamiales; Lamiaceae.